Molecule: messenger RNA, 1836 nt
Organism: Candidula unifasciata
Lineage: Eukaryota; Metazoa; Mollusca; Gastropoda; Stylommatophora; Geomitridae
Source: the annotation of a GenBank genome assembly
AUGGGCAAGAAAAACAAAAAGGAGAGUAAAGGCAAGGGGAAAGAGAAAACGGAGAUAAAGGCGGAGAAAAAGGCAGAGAAGCGAUCGAAGAAAGAUCUGGCUGAGAAAGGGGAGGAAGACAUUGAAAAGUUGAUAGCAGAAUUCCAAGAACAAGAUCGAAGAAAGGGACAAGUGGUUGAGGAGAAAUGUCCCCCACCAUCACCAAGGUGCAAUGCAUCUUUAGUUGCUCAUCCAGAGAGGGACGAGUUACUGAUGUUUGGUGGAGAAUAUUUUACAGGGAAUAAGAUGUUUGUAUAUAACGAUCUAUAUGCCUACCAGAUCAAGAAGAAUGAAUGGCUGCGAGUUUCCGUGCCAAACGGCCCACCUCCCCGCAGUGCUCAUCAGGCUGUGACCGUGGCUCACCAAGGUGGACAGAUGUGGAUUUUUGGUGGGGAGUUUUCCAGCCACACACAGAGCCAGUUCUACCACUACAAGGACCUGUGGGUGCUGCACCUUCGCGACAAGAAAUGGGAACAAAUCAAGGCACCAGGUGGCCCCACAGCUCGCAGUGGACAUCGGAUGGUUGCAGUCAAGAAACAGCUUUUUGUGUUUGGUGGUUUUCAUGACAACAACAGGGACUACAAGUACUUCAAUGACAUCUACAGUUUUGAUCUGGAGACCUACACAUGGACACUGCUGGCUCCAUCAGGCACUGGCCCCUCACCCAGGUCCGGCUGUGUGUUUGUACCGAUGCCAGAUGCCAACAAGAUUGUUGUCUAUGGUGGCUACAGCAAGGAGAGGUUAAAGAAGGACGUGGACAAAGGCAGCACACAUACAGACAUGUUUGUGCUCACGCAGGAAAAGAAGAGGGAGGGCACUUCUGACAGCGCCCCCAAGUGGAAGUGGCAGCCUGUCAAACAGACUGGAGGACGACCAUCUCCAAGGUCAGGAAUGUCGGUUGCUUUUGUGUCCGGCAACAAAGCCUUGUUGUUUGGUGGAGUUUAUGAUGAGGAAGAAGAUGAAGAAGAAUUGGAAUCAGUUUUCUACAAUGAGUUGUGGUCCCUGGAUCUGGAUAAAGGCAAGUGGUUCCCAGUUCAACUCAGGGGGAAGAGGUCUGCAGUCGCUGAGAGGAGGAAAAGACGAAAACUGAAACUAGAUAAUGAAGGGAAUGAAAAUGUAGCAGAUGACGGCAAAAAGUGUGAAGAAGGUGACGAUGAAAUGGAUGUGUUACAAGAAGCGGUAGAGAAUGUUCUAGAAAUAGAAGCAGCUGCUGAGGCUGAUGGUAUUUUUAAAGUGACCGUUGCCCAGCCAACAGUGACAGCUGGUAGUGGGUCUGUGGAUGCUGAGGAAAGCACCAUGGAUGUGGAUCAGUUCUGGCCAUCCAGGCGUAUGAACACAGCAUUGGCAGUGCGGGACGGCGUGAUGUACAUGUACGGGGGGAUCUACGAAGAGGGAGACAAACAGAUAACACUCAAUGAUUUCUAUUCCAUCGACGCUAACAAGCUUGAUGAGUGGUCAGUGCUUAUAGCAGAAGAUCGCAAGCUUCAGGUCUGGCAGGACUCUGAUGAUGAUGAUGAUGACGCUAAGGCAGACAACAAAACAAAAACAGAGGCAGCUGCUGCCGUGCAGGUGGAUGAGGACGAUGAGGAAACAGAUUCUGACGAGAGUAUGGAGAUAACAUUUGAUGAUGCUCCAGAUCGACGAGACGGCGAAGGAAUCCUGGACUACUUUGACAGGAGUCAGGAUUAUUGGAAGCAGAAAGCCAAAGAGAUAUAUGAGGAAGAUGGAGAGGAGAUCAGUGAGCGGCGGCUGCUGCGGUUUGCCAAGGAAAUCUGUGAAGAGGCUUGUGGGAGAUAA